Calliphora vicina (urban bluebottle blowfly) is the source of this 1608-nucleotide messenger RNA. RefSeq names its product forkhead domain 59A (gene fd59A). NCBI's taxonomy places the organism in Eukaryota, Metazoa, Arthropoda, Insecta, Diptera, Calliphoridae. Gene Ontology annotation, molecular function: DNA-binding transcription factor activity, RNA polymerase II-specific; RNA polymerase II cis-regulatory region sequence-specific DNA binding. The transcript is spliced from 2 exons. Gene Ontology annotation, biological process: regulation of transcription by RNA polymerase II; cell differentiation; anatomical structure morphogenesis. The record is from RefSeq and is a predicted model, not a curated record. The coding region runs from base 61 to 1485 and encodes 474 amino acids.
UUUAAAAAGGUUGUGCACAAUUAAUUUCAUUCAAAUUAAAAUUCAAUUAUCCCAACGGUUAUGCAUACUUCUACGGAUUUAGCUGUUGUCAAUGUAACGGGCUGUGCCCCUCAUCUGACAAAUGUUCCCUUAUCACCGCCACCUCACUUGAAAAGACGUACCGCUCCUGGUUUAACCAAUUCCACUACAAACAAUCAACAGCAGCACCAGCAGCAACAUCAUCCAACAAUUCAGGAAGAAAUUGCGUCGGCGAAUGAAGAUGCCGACAAAGUUAACUCGCCUCUAGUCAAACCUCCGUACUCAUAUAUUGCCCUAAUUACGAUGGCCAUUUUGCAGUCACCACAAAAGAAACUAACUUUAAGCGGAAUAUGUGAUUUCAUAAUGUCAAGAUUCGCCUAUUACAAAGACAAAUUUCCAGCGUGGCAAAAUUCCAUACGUCAUAACCUCAGCCUAAAUGACUGCUUUAUUAAGGUUCCUCGAGAGCCCGGCAAUCCCGGUAAGGGUAACUUUUGGACUCUCGACCCGCUGGCCGAAGACAUGUUCGAUAAUGGCAGCUUUCUGCGUCGACGAAAACGUUACAAAAGAGCACCGGCCAUACAACGAUUUCCGUUUACCAGUGUAUUUGGCACGCUAUCACCGUUCUGGAUACGCAAACCAGUGCCCUUAGUACCGGUACAUUUCAAUGUGCCAAACUUUGGCAGUAAUCGUGACUGUUUCGAUAUGCUGCAUGCACCAGUGACUGAUGUGUUCGAUACGAACGCUUUAAGGGGCGCCGAAAAGAAAUUCAACUUUUUCGCCAACACGGAUCUAUCUCUGUAUCCGAAUAACAACGACAAAUUUGAUGCUUUCACCCAAAGUUCAGCCAUUGCAGCGGAACGAGUGGGCAGUGGGGUCAUGAAUGUGAAUGGCACCAGUGAGCUAGAUAAAAUGAAAUUGUAUGCAUUUGGUGCGAUGCCCUUAAGAGCUGAUGAAAAUGGAUUCAAUAGCACACAUCUCCAACAGCAGCAAUAUGAAAGAACUCAUAGUUCACAAGAUUCCGAAGACUCUGAUGAUGAUCGCAUCGAUAUUGAAAGUCCCGAUGAACAAGAUUCCCAUAUCUCAGACUCGAUUGAGAGCCUCAGUGCAACUCGCUUAGAUGUUCAAGGCGAAUCAGAGGAUUUGAGCCAUAAAACGGCCAUCAAACAAAAUCUAAAAGACGCCUCCUCAUGUAUACUACUUUUUAAUAAUUAUGACACACUAACCAACUCGAUAAGUGUCAAAACAAAUGCCCGUCCAAUUAAAAACGAUCAUGAGAUCUCGAAAACGCGUCUUUUGUCCCCGCCUCAAGCUCUUAAAGAUUCGGAUCAUUUUAAAAGCUCCACCCUACUACCUUUUGACUACGAACAUGCCCGUUCCACUAAACUAAGUAGUACAAGAGACUUUCGCAUCGAAACACUAAUAGGAAACGGUGCUACAGCGACGCCCAUCGAUGCGCCACGCAAUUGAAAAUGCCAAAGCGCUUCUUCUGUAAAUAGAUGCAAUGAAAUCGUAGCGUGUAGCAAUUCAAAAGGCCGGUACUAAUGCAACUACGUCACUAUUUUUCUUCUUGUAAUAUUUUUAAUUUCCUUU